Botrytis cinerea B05.10 is the source of this 2567-nucleotide messenger RNA. RefSeq lists its product as hypothetical. The record is from RefSeq and is a predicted model, not a curated record. The transcript has 2 exons. Lineage: Eukaryota; Fungi; Ascomycota; Leotiomycetes; Helotiales; Sclerotiniaceae. Bases 75 to 1877 code for a protein of 600 amino acids.
GAAAGACGACUGUUUUGGUUUUAUGUGUCUUCUGUCAGCAUCCUUCGUAUUUCGUUACUCUACUUUCAAUUGAAAUGCAGCGAUUUUCUUACAAACCUCUUGACCCACUCGUAGACGGAAUUCGACUUCUGCAUCUAUUGCCUGGCAAUUGUACCCAGCAACCGCGUUGCUUUCUUAAGCAUGCAAUAUUCGGGGAACGUCCAAAGUACAAUGCUGUUUCCUAUACCUGGGGCAAGGAAGCUGACCAAAUACCCAUCGUUAUUGAUGGCCAAUAUUUUCUUGUAACGGAAAAUUUGUACAAGGCACUGAUGUGCUUGCAGCAGCAAAGUGCUACAGAAUAUGUCCUAUGGGUCGAUGCUAUAUGUAUAAAUCAAGACGACAUUGCGGAACGGAAUCGUCAAUUGACUAUCAUGCCUUAUAUCUAUGAGCGCGCGAAGCUUGUGGUAAUUUGGUUAAAAAACGAUGAGCAAAUAUCACCACCAAUUUGGCCAGACCCAGAUAAGAUAUCUCCGUUUGAGAUAUCAGGACAUACUCAACAAUAUAAAGACCAACGAUCAUUAUUCAACUACUUAAUGAUCGUAUGCUCAAAUGAAUAUUGGAGGCGACUUUGGAUUAUCCAAGAGAUUGGAAAAGCUCGAAAACUCAUCAUCUUCUUUGGACAAGAACUGAUAGAUUGGCAACGAUUUGUGGAAACCAUCACUCUUGACUGGCCAUACCCUGCAUGGAUCACGCCCGAAAUAAUGGAAGAAAACGCAUUAUCUCAGAUGGUUCCAUGGAAUCUGUAUUAUCAAUUACGAAACAAAUAUGAUGGUGGUCAUAAGCUGCAAAACCUCAUGGCAAAUCAUCGUCAGGCUUUGUGUAAAGAGCCAAGAGAUAAAGUGUAUGGAUUGGUUGGUUUGGCUACGGAUUGCUAUGCUGGAUUCCCUAUGGAUUAUCGAAAAUCCCUCUACGAAGUCUGGAAGGAUACAGUAAUCUUUAGAAAUUGUGAUACUCGAGUUCAUCAGAGUGAUAUUUUGAAGUUUGGUAAACUAGUUCGGGACUCUCUUGGCGGCCCUAACAUCACGACAAUAGACGAAAUUGCGGAUGAUGUCUUUUUGAAAAUACCUAAGAAGUCAAACCUUGAACCAUAUUUCAAAAUUAGCAACCCUACAGUGUUGAAAGUUCCAGCUCGUUUGGUGGGACGUAUUGUACAUCUGGGACCUUCGUAUGUACAAAUCAUGACGGAACUUUCAAAAACUGCAGAAUGGAGAUUGAGUAUUCAGAAUCAUUUGCCAGACAGACUUCAGCCCAGCGUUCAGGAAGAGAGUGACAUCUUCUUGGAAUUGCUAGAAGAUUUGGAUGAGACUGGCCUCAAAAUCGUGUCGACAUGUGGUUCCGAUGUUUCUUGGCCUUGUGAAUAUUUUCCAGGAGAUAUUUCCUUACCUUUCAAUAAACUUGACAAGAGAGAUAUAGAGAAUAUGCCUCCGAUGCGCGACUUGACUUUUGAUACAUCGUCAGAAAGGUCUGAAAUUUUUCCUGCGUUGCCAGUAAAAGGAGCUCGUUUAUUCCUCUUGGACAAAUCUUUUGAAAAUCUUCCAGUUUCAAAUGAUGCAGCUUCAAACAUGGGCCUCGGACCGUCAGCAGCUCGUGUAGGUGACUACCUGUGUGAGAUUGAUGGAAUUAAAAAGGCAGCAGUCAUAAGGAGAACGAAAACUAAAUUGAGCUUCAUUGGAACUGCUGGCUUAGCACAAAAACCACAACAUGCACGCAAAAGUAGAAAUUCUACACUCGGCGAAACCUCUUCGCCAUUUGGCCUGCCGGAAUUCGAAAAUCUGACGUUGGAACAAACGGUAGAUUUGUAUCUUUAUGUACCGUUGGCAUACCAACUCUUGGAUUAGCUUAGUCUUUUCCCUAUCUGCUCAUAAUGCCUCCAGUUUAGAGCUUCUUUAAGAAUACAAAUGACAUUGGACAACCAAAGGAUUGGGAUAACCUUACAGCUCAUCCCGGAAGUGACAUGACCAUGACAAUGCGUCGUGUAAAUGUUGUCAAAACAAGCCAAACAAACAAACAAACUGAUCGAAGCUAGAAUAUAUAGAAUAAAUCUUGAAGCUUACUUCACGAUCUCCUUUGCAAUAUUUGUCCAUCUUCGGUAGUCGUGAACAUGACGGCCCGCAAAAUCUCCACAUUUAGCCGAUGUAUCGAAAUACUUGUCAAACUUCGAGAAACCCAAACCCGAGAGCACGAAUGUGAAAAGAAGAAGAAGAAGAAGAAGAAAAGCUAAGGAGCCAAAUGGAAUUAAAAUAAAAAAAAGACUACUUCUAGUGAGCUAAAAGCGCCAGGUCGGUGGUUCGAGCCCACCUACAAAUGAUAAUGGAUAGAUACCCCACAUUCAAGCCACCAAACCACCUUUUUUUAUAUUCGAAAAUCAAAAAGACAAACCACCUCAACAUUCCAGAAUCCCUUUCAUCAAAAAAUGUGUUCAAAAAUGAAACUGAAUUGCUGUUUCUCCCUCGGGUGGGCUCGAACCACCAACCUCUCGAUCACGUGAUCAGAGACUAGUCAUGAAUAACAGUCGAACGCGCUAGCCA